CGACUUUCAUACGUCUGGUUUGGAGCAGUACAGAUUUCCCGAGGUAUCAAAGGCGCGGAUUAAACGCUCUUGUGCGUGUCAUGUGAGAUGACCGUCGAAAGUGGUGCUGCAUUAUCGACGAAACUAAUCAGUAUUGAUGAAGUUAAAUCAACAGCUCGAAAGCAAAGAGUUGCUGCCCAUAGCCAUGUAAAAGGUUUGGGGCUAGAUCCCGAAACGCAUACGCCUAGUGACAAUGCAAGUGGCUUCAUUGGACAGUUAGAAGCACGAGAAGCAGCUGGGGUGAUUGUGGAUUUGAUCCGUACGAAGCGCAUGGCUGGGCGUGCUAUUCUUCUUGCUGGACCACCGGGAACUGGAAAGACAGCCAUAGCACUAGCAAUGGCACAAGAAUUAGGUGAUAAGAUGCCAUUUUGUCCAAUGGUUGGUUCUGAAGUUUAUUCAUCAGAGGUGAAGAAAACUGAAGUACUAAUGGAGAAUUUCCGAAGAUCAAUUGGUUUACGGGUUAGGGAGAAGAAAGAAGUAUAUGAAGGUGAAGUUACAGAACUAACACCAGUAGAGGAUGAAAAUGCAACGAGUGGCUAUGGCAAACGAAUAUCGCACGUGCUGAUUGGUUUGAAAACCGUUAAAGGGAGCAAACAACUAAAACUUGAUCCAUCAAUUUAUGACACGCUUUUGAAGCAAAAAAUAGAAGUUGGAGACGUCAUCUAUAUUGAGGCGAAUAGUGGUGCUGUGAAAAGACUUGGCCGAUGUGAUGUGUAUGCUACAGAGUUUGAUUUAGAAGCUGAUGAAUUUGUUCCACUGCCGAAAGGGGAUGUUCGGAAAUCGAAAGAAGUCGUCCAAGAUGUCACACUGCACGAUCUGGAUAUUGCAAACGCUCGUCCGCAUGGUACUACUGGUAACGUAACGUCACUUGUUGGACAGUUGUUGAAACCGAAGAAAACUGAAAUUACAGAGAGGUUGCGACAAGAAGUUAACAGUGUCGUGAACGAUUAUAUCGAACAAGGUAUUGCUGAAUUAAUGCCAGGCGUGUUAUUCAUUGAUGAGGUCCACAUGCUCGAUAUCGAAUGUUUCACAUAUCUACAUCGAGCACUUGAGAGCACUAUUAGUCCGAUUGUAAUUUUUGCCACUAAUCGUGGUCAAUGCAAAGUUCGUGGCACAGAAAUGAUAUCACCGCAUGGUAUCCCGUCGGAUUUAUUAGAUCGCAUCUUGAUAAUUGUUACAAAACCGUAUAAAAUUGAAGAAAUAUUGGCUAUUGUAAAGAUUCGAGCCGAUGCAGAAGGUGUAAAACUGGAUGACGAUGCCUUAGCACAUCUGAGUAAGUUGGGUGCUGACACAUCAUUGAGAUAUGUUGUGCAGCUACUGACACCUGCAAAAUUACUUGCUCAAGUAAAUAGUCGCGACAUUGUUACGAAGGAAGACGUGCACCAGUGUGCUGAAUUAUUCAUCGAUGCCAAGACAUCGGCACAGUUAGCACGUUCGAAUAUCAAUGAAGAUCCAACUCAUACAUCAUCUAAUGCACAAUUGGAUCCCGGUGCGACUGUUCAUCCACUGAACUGUCAGACAGCAAGUGAUAGCGACGCUCCAAUGGAAACAGAUGGAACAUAAAGAAAUGAAGUUUUGUGUCCCAAAAACAACUUUGAAUUGUUAUAUGUUAAUUAAUACAAUCUUCUGUUGUUUGUUCUUCAGGUAUGUUAUGUAUUCUCCUUUUGAUUAUGUUUACGUUUGAUCUUCUGUUUUAAUUUAAAUUUCUCUAGAUUACAUUUUACUCUGUGAAUCACUGUUUUAUCAGGAAUAAUAGUUUAGCCAUGUUUUUCAGAACUUAAUCUUCAUAAGCAUUCUUGAUUUGUUUCUUUUAUAACCUUUAUUCUGGGAGACGAUAGAUUGAAUAGUGAAAAGAAGAAUAAAGCACUUUUGCUUAUUGUAGCUCUAUCUCUCAAUUGCAUUAAGAACAGCUGUUUAUUAUGAGUUUAGGAAUUUUAAAAAUUUGUCCACCCCGCAGAAUGUUUGGCACGAAAUAAUCAAGUAUUCAUCUGUUUCAUGUGAGCAUUCGUAUUAUUCAGAUUUCCUAUAAUGUUGGGUAUUUUAU
Molecule: messenger RNA, 2083 nt
Organism: Loa loa (African eye worm)
Lineage: Eukaryota; Metazoa; Nematoda; Chromadorea; Rhabditida; Onchocercidae
Product: pontin
Exons: 12
Coding region: 88-1602 (504 amino acids)
Biological process (GO): regulation of transcription by RNA polymerase II; chromatin remodeling; box C/D snoRNP assembly
Cellular component (GO): Ino80 complex; NuA4 histone acetyltransferase complex; Swr1 complex
Molecular function (GO): ATP binding; DNA helicase activity; ATP hydrolysis activity
Source: RefSeq, a predicted model, not a curated record